ACCCCACCCCCAUUUCAUUUUCAUUUUCAACUCCCCCUUUUUUUCCUUCCCUUUGAUCACCAUCAUCACCUGCUGCAGCUAUUUAUUUUCUCAAUAUUUUCAAGAUUUUUGUAUAUGCAGCUUUUUUAAGCAAUACCCAGUUGAAUUCUGGACAGUAAGUUAUUCGACGCAAAGAUGGAAGAAUUUUGAGAGGGAUGUAGGAAAAUGGCAACUGAAAGCCCGAUCAGAAUCAUGGAAGCAAAUGAAAAAUGGGCCUCACAAGCAACGUUUGAGGAACUGGGAUUAGUGUUAAAGGGCCAAAACUUUCAAGAAAAACAGAGAAAUUCGGGUCCUAAUAGAAGCGGAAGUGCACCUCCUAGCAUGGAAGGUUCAUUUGCAGCUAUUGAAAACCUCAUGUCUAGACAUAAAAUUGCUGCAAAUGCAAGUCCAAACCAUGCUGCUGAGUCUGAAGAACAACUUCGGUCCGAUCCUUCUUAUAUUGCAUAUUACUCUACCCAUGUCAAUUUGAACCCCAGACUUCCUCCGCCUAUCAUUUCAGAUGAAAAUCGACAUCUAUUUCGUAAUGUAGCAACUAUGGGAAACAAUCCAAUAUUUACAUCUUUUGAAGAGUCUGCUGGUUUGACUCAAAGUAACCUUUCAACUCACGAGGAAGAAACAGAUGAUGAUCAAUCAACGAAACAGGAAAAUUUUACUCAAGAUAAUCAGGAAGGUGAUGAUAUGGGGCAAAAUUUGUAUACUAAUCCAGACAGAAGUCCAAUUGGUAAUUCAGAAAACGAUGUAUCGACUAGUGCUAUUACUGAUGUAGAUAUUACAAGCAUAGCAAACGGAAUGGCUGCUAUUAAUAUGUCUAGCAUCCCGAAUACAGAAAGUCAAGGUCAAACAUACCGACAACAAAGAAGUAUGCUUCAAAUUAAUAUUCCACCCCCUCAGUUAGUUUCCCAAGGUCAAACAUUUAUUGGCAUGAAUCAGUUUCAUCAAAGUCCCUCAAAUUUUGAGGUACAACGGGUACUACAAUCGUCACCAUAUGCAUCCAGUUCAGCCUAUAUGAUGCCAGGAAAUCAUGUUUACCAAAAUAUGUACUUUCCUCAACAGUAUGCAGUAGGUGGAUAUCCAUUUAAUCCUCCAUAUGUAUCUGGAUAUCUCCCUACUCCCCCGGUUCAUAUGCCUUUUGAUAUUAAUGCUUCUCCUACCUAUGUUGGUCAAGGUCAAAGUCAAACUUCUAUGCAAAAUCUGAACAAGUUUUAUACGCAUCCUGGGUUACCAUUUCAACCUCCAUUUGCUGAAAGUUUGCAGCUUCCUACUCAUGGAGAUGACCAUAUACAAAAACAGCAAACCUUUGGAGUCAUGGGUCAUAGUAACUUGCAUCCAAGAAGAAUAGAUUCUACAAAUCCUUACUACUAUGGAAGCCCAACUCAUACGGGUAUUCUACAGUUUCCAACCACAGCCUAUGCUAGUCCACCUGUGCCAAGAUCGCCAAUUGGUGGGGUCAGUCUUCACAGAAACGGAAUGAGGCCAUAUGGUGGAAAUCAAGUUUUCAAAGAUCCAAAAGCAUAUUCUUUUCUCGAAGAACUGAAAUCCGGCAAAGGUCGUAGGCUUGAGCUUUCUGAUAUUUUAGGCAACAUUGUUGAAUUCUGUGGUGAUCAGCAUGGAAGUCGAUUCAUUCAGCAGAAAUUGGAAAUAUGUAGCAAUGAGGAGAAGGAAUGCGUAUUUAAGGAAGUUCUCCCUAAUGCCUCUAGUUUAAUCAUCGAUGUUUUUGGUAACUAUGUGAUUCAAAAGUUUUUUGAGUAUGGUAGUGGUGAGCAAAGGAGGGAGCUUGCAAACCAGCUUGAAGGUCAGAUAUUGCCUUUAAGUCUACAGAUGUAUGGUUGCCGAGUCAUCCAAAAGGCCCUUGAUGUUAUAGAGCUAGAACAGAAAAUUAAGCUUGUUCGUGAGCUUGAUGGACAUGUUUUGAGAUGUGUUCGUGAUCAGAACGGAAAUCAUGUGAUACAAAAGUGUAUAGAGAGUAUUCCAAUGGAGAAAAUUAAAUUUGUAAUUUCAUCCUUCCGUGGUCAAGUUGCAUCCCUUUCAACACAUCCAUAUGGGUGUCGUGUGAUACAGAGGGUACUAGAACACUCCCCAGAUGAAUUACAAAGCCAAUUUAUAGUCGAUGAGAUAUUGGAAUCCGUUUAUACUCUCGCACAGGAUCAGUAUGGCAAUUAUGUAACUCAGCAUGUUUUGAAGAGGGGAAGGCCCGAGGAAAGAAGCCAAAUUGUACAAAAGUUGGCGCCGCAUGUUGUACAACUAAGCCAACAUAAAUUUGCGUCUAAUGUAAUUGAAAAGUGUUUGGAAUAUGGUGAUUCUAAUGCUAGAGGAGUCUUGAUUGAAGAGAUCGUUGGUCUUGGCGACAAUAGUGAUAACUUAUUGGCAAUGGUGAAAGACCAAUUUGCAAAUUAUGUUAUCCAGAAGAUUCUUCAAACAUGCACAGCGGAUCAGCGUGAACUGUUGCUUGGUCGUAUAAAAGUCCAUCUCAAUUCAUUGAAGAAAUAUACUUACGGAAAACAUAUCGUUACUCGUUUUGAACAAUUAUAUGGGGAAGAAGUUCAGACGUCUGGUUCAUAACCCAACUAUCGGCUGAACACAUUUCAGUUGAAGUGUAUCGUCCCUGCAUGCUUUGCUGAAAUGGAAAAACGAGAAAAAGAUAUAGUGAAACACAGGUUUCUUAGAAUCCCAAAAUUCUCAACUACCAGUCCACAUGUAUAGAUCACAUUUGAACAAUUGUGAUGCAGAAUAGCAAUCAUCCUUGCAGCUGUUGUACAUUCUUGAACCAUUUGUCUAAGCGUGUGUUGUCAAACAUCUGUUUUAGUUAGGAAGGGCUCUUGUACCUUCUUUCACGUUUAAUUCAUUAGAAUAAAGAUUUGAUAUGGUUUUUAGCUAUCA
This is a messenger RNA of Erigeron canadensis, 2916 nucleotides long. RefSeq names its product pumilio homolog 5-like. Gene Ontology annotation, cellular component: cytoplasm. Gene Ontology annotation, biological process: post-transcriptional regulation of gene expression. Bases 205 to 2598 code for a protein of 797 amino acids. Gene Ontology annotation, molecular function: mRNA binding. The transcript has 10 exons. The record is from RefSeq and is a predicted model, not a curated record. Lineage: Eukaryota; Viridiplantae; Streptophyta; Magnoliopsida; Asterales; Asteraceae.